Molecule: messenger RNA, 24523 nt
Organism: Toxoplasma gondii ME49
Lineage: Eukaryota; Apicomplexa; Conoidasida; Eucoccidiorida; Sarcocystidae
Product: ATG C terminal domain-containing protein
Exons: 8
Coding region: 1-24243 (8080 amino acids)
Biological process (GO): mRNA processing; mRNA export from nucleus
Cellular component (GO): THO complex part of transcription export complex
Molecular function (GO): mRNA binding
Source: RefSeq, a predicted model, not a curated record
AUGGCUUCCUCGGGCUACUAUGCCGACAAUCCCCAUUUCGACCACGAUCCUUACGAUUCGAGAGAAGCGAACGACUUGUCUGCUGUCUUUCAGCGUGAUACUGAUGGCUUGUCCUUAGCGUCUCCCGAAGGAGGGAGUGAGAAGACACGUCUUUGUUUUUCCAAAAAUCCCCUUGCCGGAAACACAGAGUGCCUGAUGUCUGUUCCGACAGAUCGAGACACGACACCGCACUCUCCGUCUUUUGCCUCUUACGACUCUCCAUUCUUUCCCGCUUCAGUGCUUACCCCAAAUGGUCCGUCACCUUUCCAGGCGUUUCCGCCUGCGGGGGAUUCACAUCCGGGCCGGGGAGACAAAAUACAUUCGUUACUUAAGCGAAGUUGCGAAGAUGACCCGUCAUUUACUUCCAAGCGUUGUCACCGUGUGCAGUUUCCCAAUGAGCAUACAGUCGGUGAGCAGGACGUGGACACUCCAGAGGCGCCUGCAAUGCCACCGGUAACUUCGGCGUGUCCGCGCUCGCCGUUUUCUCUACCGUCCCGUGUUCUCCUGUUUUUCUCAUCUUUUAUUAAGGAAGCACUUGUGUCUUCGCUGCGGCGCAUUGUUGUCGGCCCUUUUUUGAAAGAUCUUGACGAACAACAACUCCACGUAGCCCUCGGAAAACGACAGGUCAGCGUUUCCCAUGUUCAGGUCCAAACGGCGGCAGCAAAUCAGUUGCUUUUGCAAUCGGGCAUUCCUCUACAACUUCGGGAGGUUUACAUAGAACAGAUUCAGUGGUUGGUUCCGUGGCGCCUGCGUCUCAAGGGUGUGCACGUAGCCAUCGAGCUGCUUGCGCCCGAAGAUCAAAGGCAGUCCGCUGAGGAACUUUCUGACUAUGGUGACAGCUGCGUGUGCCCCGACUGUGGAGGAACCAGACAAGACCAAUUCCUGCAGUCUGGAGACGCUAACAAGGGGCAGGCUUCAGGGAGGGGGGAUGCAGCGGCAGCGGAACUUAGCAAAGAGGGUGCGAGUCGCCCAACAGGGAAGGCAGUAGAAGGUACCCAUGAGUACUGUGAAACUACAGCGACUUGCUAUACAGUGGGCGCUGAAAAUGAGACCACAGUGAAUCGUGCUUCGGCCGAAAAGGAAAAGAUAUGGUUGCCUUCGUCGUCACGAGGGUAUCUGCUUGAUCCACCACAACGCAGCGAUGGACGCACUGCCCGUCGCCGCUCGCAGUCCCCUCGUGAGAAGCAGCAUUACCACGGGCAUGCACAUCUGCGACACCGAAGUGAGGUGUGUGACUCUCAUCAGAGGUCAAGUACCCGCCGAAUUUUUUCAUCCUCUUCAUCGAGACAGACUGCGGGGUUCGUCGGCAGAGGGGGACAGAACGAAGGAUCUCAACGUGGUUCAGUUGGCCUGGGAGGGGGUGCCGGACUGGGUGAAGGAGGUUGUACGAUGGAUGAUAUUCUCAAAAUGCUCCGAAGAGCUUUGCACAGCGCUGUUGGGGCACUUGAUGUUUCUGUCGAAAAUAUCACUGUCUCGUUCUUCAUACCGUUCCCCACUCGGACGGUCAAACGUGAGAGUGCCUCCACUUUCCCUCAGUCAACACCCACACUUUAUACCCGAGUGUCUUCACACACAGACAGCACACACGAAGAUGACCGUCUCUCAGGCCACUCCCCGUCAGGGGGUCGGGGCUGCCCUCGCGCCUUCGCAGCCGGCAAGACAGAAAGACCAGCACGAGUUGGUACGAGAAGCGGCUGUGGUAAAACGUUUCGAAAUCCUGGAGGAGGGUCCUGCCCAGAGGGGGGUGCGAGAAGAGCAUCUGCAAAGCAGGGGCAGUUUGCACGGGAUUGUGACAAACACGGAGGGAUGAGAGAGCGAGAGUGUGACGAGAACGGCGUCGUUCGAGGCUGGGUGCUUCGACUGCAUGUCGAAUUGAUUCGCGUUUGUGAGGUGGACCAAGAUGGGACUGCAGUGAGUGUCCAGAUCGACGGUUUGAGCGCAUCGCUCCUUUCUGAUGCUGCAUCGGUGUUCUGUCGCCGACCACAAUCAGAUGCGAGUCAGACGUCGCCCCUUCAGGAGGGAGGCGGUUUCACUCGAAAGGACGCGACAGAGAGAAGUUGGACACAGUACUUCAGAGGGCACCGUUCGCAGGCACAGGAGCCGAAUCGACCCACUGGCCUCCAGGACAGAGCCAGACAAGCUUGCAGUGGCGCUGCACCCGGAUACCCGAAGGCGAAAGGGCCUCACCUGCGAGACGGAGUACCGUCUCUUCUGGAGUCGCGAUCUUGGGACCUUUCAAAAGAGAAGCCUCUCGACGAAGAUCGUUCCUCGUUCUACCUCGUGCACGGCAAGUGGCUCGACGCACCUGGCGACCUCCUGUUUGUCACAAAACCACCGCUUCGUGGCAAGACGCCGACACUCUCUCCUUCCGUAUCACCAGGUGGCGUCAAAGGUUCAGCAACAUCGCUCUUCUCUGCCUAUUCGCUGCCUCCCCAAAAGCCAGCUUCUCACGGUUAUACAUCCGAAGUCCCUGCACCGCCAGCGACGCCAGGUGGCGCUCGACAGAACACCGUUUCAAAUUCCGCCCGCGCUCCGAAUCCUCUCCUCGAGCAUUUCUUCCCUGCUGCCUCCCGCCCCUCUGUUGGAAAGACAACGCUCCUUUCGGCAACAACGGGGAAUCCAUCAAGUGACGGGGAAACAAGUCUCCCACAGAGACAAGCGGACCGACCUUCAGGCCUCAUGACUUCCUCGCCUGAGGCCUCAGGCCGGCUACGCGCGACGGGUGGCGUGACGGUCCUCACGGGGGCAGAUCCACGCGUUUCUCGUAGGCCAGAAGCGGCUGAGGCGGGAUGUUUCGUGGGGUCCUUUAUUCAUGGGGAAGGCGUGCAUGCACCUGGCAGGACCGUGACGGAUUCAGCCUUUCUUGGACACGGAGAAUUGAGGCCUCGCGAAUUCUCCGUGGAUGGGGUUGGCCCGGCGAAUGAAGAUCGAGAGCGACUGACGAAAAAUGAAGGAAGCUUGAGUAGAGAUGCCAUGUACAAGACGUCUGCGACGGGAGACCUGGAAAAAGCGGCUGUCCCAUCUGACGGAGAAGACGAUGCAGUCAAAGAACCUUCCCCUUACGCGAUAUGCGGAGUGCUUCACAUACGGCCUAGUAGGAGGAUUCGGUCGCCCCUUGGCGCGGCCUCUCCCGUCUUUAAUCCGUUCGCAGCCGCAUAUCCCGGGCAGAGUCGCCGCGCGCCUGCCUCCUUCGCGUCCCUUCCCGCCCCUGUGUGCGCAUGCGUCGCGAAGGCCCUUCUGUCAACGUCGCCACACCCAAGCGCUUUCGAGAACACCCAUGCAGGUGGCAGAAUGUCUCUCUCUCCGGAGGCGUCUCCACUUUGGGGGAGUGCAGCGGCGACAGAGCUCGGGUCCGGGGUCUCCGGAGAAGCACACAGGUCUCAGAGGACGCCGAAGCGCGAGUCCGCAUCCCCUUACAUACCUUCCGUUUCGUUGUCUGUUUUGCCUGUCUCGGCGCGCCACUUGGUCUCUGACUCAGGAGACCUGAAGUCGCAGUUCCUUUCCUCUUCUUACGGAGGAGAAGAAAUGCCAACUACGCCUCUAGGUGCGGCGCCAGGCGUUUCUUCUUCACGCCCUUCCCACACGCGGCACCCCGCCGUUGUAGCUGCCAUUGCCGCCGCCCUCAACGCGUCACGAGCGUCCUUCGCUGGCGAAGGAAGAAGGGGAGGCAAUGGAAUACCCGACGAUGCCGUUCACCAUGUUUCCCGACUCUCCUCAAGCAUCUCGCCGCUGCGUGAGUCACACCCUUCGAGCUCAGGGGUCGGCCUCUCGGGCCUCUCACCCUCCGUUGCAGAGGCCGCGAUGCAGGCGGCAGCCGUGGCCGGUCUGGAGUUUGCCGUUCGCCUUCGCUUUCCUCUUCUCUUCACCUGCGUGAGUAUGCGCCAAGUUCACCAGCUUGCACAAGUGCUUGACAGGCUAGUGUCGCUCCUCCAGUCGCCCUCUGCUUCGUUUGCUCCUGCACAGACUGUUUCGGGGCGGGCCGCCGGUGGGGCGUCUCGGCCAGGCUGCACAUGCGCGAUAGGCAAGGGACCCACAGUCAAACGUUCUCUGGUUUCUCGAAUGUCUGAAGAAGAGGGACGGAAGUCCGGCCCGAGAGAGAAAGACUCCGGACCGGAGGUCGACAGCCCUUUUGAAGAAGCGGAGAGAGGAGGCAGGGAGCUCACUUGGAGAGCCACCGGGGGAGAGAAGGGGGUGCGCGAGACUAAAAGAAGCUCGAAACCAGGCGGAGAAGCAGAGGAAACGGGAGCGAGCCUCUGCACAAGACAAGCUUCCAGUGAAGAGAAACGCACCGGUGUAGGGAAAAACGGGAGCGACGGCAUGCAGGUCGGGGCGGCUGGAGGCGAGAAACGAAUGACGGGCGGCUUGUAUGAAGAAGAAAGGAAUCGGCAAGGAGCAACAGGGGGCGCCGCCAAGCGGUCAUCUAAAAACGAAGCCACUGACCAGGAUGCAGACCAAGCCAAGGAGCGAAGCGGAAGUGACGACAUUCUCAGGAACGCGUUUCAUUCACCUGGAGAAGAAGACGCUGUGGGAGAAGAAACAGAAGACAAAGGCGAUGAAGAGUGGGUGCCACCACGAAGAGAGGGGGCAGAUGUAGUGGCUGGGCCAGCGCCGCCUGAGACUGAAGCCGGGAAAGGCGGGGACGAACAGGAAAGCCAGCUACAUGGCCGAUCCAGAGAUUGCGACAGAGAGAGGCCUUCCACUUCCAUCUUAUCUCCUUCCGCUUUUCUUCUGUCUCCUUCUGCUGGCCUGGUGGAGGAUCGAGGGGAGAUCCCCAGUCAAGGACUGGAGACCGACGACGAACAAGGAGCAAGCAUGUGGCGGAGAUUCGUCAGUUACAUGUCGCUGGCGAUAGGACGAGGCGAUAGGGAAGGCGCGCGAGAUGGCAGCGAGGAGAGCAGAGGAGCCUCCGCGGCUCGCUCUGGCACAGGUUGGAUUCUGAAACGCAGGACCCUUUGGGGACAGGGGGGACAGGACAUCGCAGGAGACUGCACGCAGGGCUCAUCGCUACCUCUCUCUGACGGCGCGUGUGGACCAGGCUGCGAGCAAAGACCGACGCCAGCCUCUCCAACGCAUGCAUUCCCGCCAUUUUCAGGGUCGUUUGGUGGGGAAGAAGUCUUUGAGAGUGCGCCGGUCGGAACCGGGAUUUAUGGCGACGAGUUUCACUGGUCAGAGGCGCUUCUCUUUCCCCAGAGACAGUCACACGCAGCCUCCUUCGCCGACCCUCUUGGUGACCCCAUCACCGGAGAUGACAGCGAAGCCUUUUCGCCAUCUACGCAGCUCCACCUUCAAGGCAAGAGCUCCGCAGCUCGGGCGCGCCACUCCAGCCAAAGGGAGGUGCGCUCUGCUGCGGAUGGAGACGCUGGUGAGACGGGGUCUAGGAGCGCCCCUCCCCACACGCCACCGGAGACAGUAAGAACAGGGGGCGCGUGGAAAGAGACACCACUGGAGGGCGAGUCGUCAGCAGCUUGUGGCGGGGCGACGCUCCACUCGGGGCCCUCAAUCCGUCACGCUGGAGAUACGAGCAGAAGGGAAGACGAGUAUCAUGAGAGUAACAAGGAACACGAGGACGCAAAUGGGUGUGCGUCGAUGUUCUCGCCUCGCGAAACGGGCGACAUGGCCGCGCCGUCCCUGCCUUGUGCGUGGGUGAUUCAUGUCGAAGUCCACGAGGUGUACGCGAACUUAGUUCUUGCCGAAGAGUUCAGAGUCUCUUUGCUCAUUCGCGAUCGGAGACACCGGUUUUCCGCGGGGUCUUUGGAGGCGAGGCGCCCUGGAAGGCAGUCGCUUUUCUGUUCUGCGCCGAGCGGAGGUCCGAGAUUUGGAGGCGUCUCUCACAUUCUGUCGUCUCUCCGAGGCACGCGGGGUUCCCCAUCUUCUCCCCAGACUGCUGGAUUAGAAGGCCUGUCUAAUCGCAGAGCCCAAAUAUCUCUAGCGACUCGCGCGGACCUGCCUCCGGUCGACAGAAGAGACCAGGGCGACGGAUCGCUUCCUGCGUGGUUCGCUGACUGUACCUCAGGGACGCCCCCAAAACUCCGAACAUCACCUCGCCGUUUGUCACUUUCUUCUUCGUUCUUCCAAACGGCGACAAGGACAUCUCUGGGAGACGGGAAGAACGCAGUCCAGCUGCUGAUCCCUUUCCCCAGGGCGUCCUUUGUCUCCUUCCUUGCCAGCGAUGUCGCUUUCUCCUUCGUCUCUUCGCUUCCAACCUGUCUGACCGACGCAGCAGCCUCGGCAGCCUCUGCCGCCGUCUCCAAUGGCGGGCGAGCUCCUUUGGCGUCCUCGGCGGCUUCUCAGCCUUUUCUGUCGUCAUCGGUUGCCGCACCAUGUCACCCGCCUCGGCCCGACUUCCAGGUCCUCCCGCCCCUCCACUCCUUUCUCCCUUCCCCUUCAGCGUCCCCGCAUGCGCGUUCUUCUGCAUGCGUCGGGGACUGCGGGGGCAGGCCGCCAGGUCGAGUCUUCGACCCGGGAGAGCGUAGCGCAAUCGAGACAGUGUUGUCGCUUGGCCAAGUCACUCAGCGUCAUGGCUUCCCUGCCGGUUAUCCGUACGCAGAGGGCCCCCGCACUGCAGAAGAAGAAACUCGUUUUCCGCAAAGGAAUGACGGGGUCCGAGACGGAGCCGCAGACGGUCCAUCUCCCAACCUAGCAAACAAACCUUCGGCGGCGACCUCGACGUCGCGCCUCGUCCUAGGCUCCACAGGAAGCGCGGAAGGCGACGCGCAUGCAGCGGCUGCCUCGGCUGCGUCCAAGACGUCUGGAGCAAGCGACGCGAACUUGCUUCAUUCGUCUGUGUGGAGACAGGGUGGGGGUGGCUCUUUAUCUUUUCCAGCUUCUGCUGCACUCGAGAGCGAUUCUUCUUCCGCAGCAGCGGCGCAUGCGUUCGUGUCCACCGGACAGUGGGCGGUGGAAAUGCAUUUGCUGAGAAACAAAUGGAGAUGCCGUUCAUCAACCACGGAGGGGACCAGCUGCGAGAAGCUGGACGGGCGGCUGUUUGGGAACCAGCAGGCAGCGCACAGGAGGCAUACAAGCCGGGCCAAGAAGCCUUGCCAGGCCUCUCGAGAGAUGAGGCACGUUCAGAACGGCUUCGCGCGUCGCUCUGCGUUUGACAGGCGAGAAAGAGGAGCUCGACGACUGAGGGAGGGAGGCGAAGAAAAGAGAGGGGGGCGAGAAGGGGCGCAGCGCGGAGAGCCGGCGGACGCAGACGUUGCAAUCCAGGCAGAGGCCAGGGGGAAGAGAAAUCAGGAGAAAACGGGAGAUGAAACGCCAGGACUCGAGCCUGAGGAGAGAGAGAUGGCACGACGGCAGAGGUGCUCCGAGGCAGGCGCCAGCGCGGAGACAGCGCGAGUCGACGGAGAGACGCGAGACGGAGACAGAGGAAGCGAGGAAGUAGGCGAAAAAAUGGGUGUGGAAAAGACCCUCGAGAGCGACGGGUGCGACGCGUUUCGGCAAACCCAGGGGAAGAAUGAGAGCGCGAAUUCAAAUGGAGAGAAGAACGGCGAAAGCAUGGAAGAAGAGACAGAGCAGCAGACAAGGCCCCUCCGAGAAGAUGUGACGCCAGCGGAAUCACUUCCGUUUUUGAAAUCCGGAGACUUGGAGACACGAAAGGAAAAUGCAGGAGAAAGCAAAGACAGAGGGGGCGAAGACAAGACAUGCGAAGGGGAGUCCCUUGAAGCGCAGAGCUCCUCAAAUCCAUCGUCCGACAAUCGAGAGAGAGACAAGAGGGACGAUACAGAACCAGCACCUGGCACGAGACAUGAAGCACCAAUACCAUCGUCCUCCAUUUCUUCUUCUCGCGUCUCUUCUUCGUCUCUUUCUGCGUCUCUUUCUGCGUCUUCUGAUUCUUCCUCGUGUGCCUCAUCCUGUUGCCCUCCAUUUCCCUCUGUCAUUGACCCAGCGACAGGAAAGGCGACCGAGAAGAGGGGCAAGGGAGGGCGCCGAAGCCGGCGCAGGUCGGCCGAGACACGCUCCAGGGUCCGACUCGCCGCGAUCGAAGAAGAGACAGCGGGAAGCGUUUCACUCCAAGGCGGCGAGACGACGCUCACUGAAAGCAAAAGAGACGAGGCGAACUUUGAGGAGGCGAGGACAAGAGGGGAGACAAAACGUGAAGAUAAGACGAAAGGAGAGGAGAGGAGACACACAGAAGCCGGGCACAGUCAACAGACCUUGACCGCACGAGAAGAUGAGGCCAGACAACUCGCAGAUUCAUCUCUGUGCUGUCCCUCAGGAUCCGGGGACCUGAAGGCUUCUGCGGAAGCUCCAGUCCCGGAAGAAGACGGAGUCGCUGCACUAGAGCAGGACCGUCUAAACCAAUCUGAGACGCUGUAUGCAACAGAUGUUCGCGACGGCGGACUGGACGGCUCAGAAUUUCGUGACUGUAUCGAAGACGACGGCACAGAACGAGAAAAGAAGGCUCUGCACGGUCUCGGCUCCUCGAAACUCUGUUGCCCGGAUGACAAAGACAAAGGCGAAGAUGACAGACACAGAGACGCUUCACUCGCGCCCCUGAAACUCCCAGAUGGCACCUUGACAUCGCCGUGUAUGAGACGUGGAGAGAGGGGACCUAAUCCACGACACAAGGAAGGAGAGAAAGAGGGAGACGAGGGAGGAGUUCGACGUCUGUACACCUCAGACGGAUCGGACGCCUGUACAUUCUGUUUGGAUGGAGAGGUGGAUGCCGCGGUAUGCACAGGGAAACUCGAGUGGGAAGAUGUAAGCGAUGGCAGCGACAGCAGCCUGUUUGCCAGUGCUUUAGAAGCAGAGGACGGCGAGACAGAAGAAAAAUCGUCCCUGGAGAGGCUGAGUUCAGCGAGACGGUUGCGUGCUCUGGAGGCAGAGAGAAGCACCGGGAUAGAUCCGGGAGGGAAACGAGAUCCGCAUUUUGACUUGGACGACGAAAUAGACGAACCUGUUUUCGACGUUGUUCUUCUCUUCUGCGCCGCGCCCGCCUUCCCCUCUCAGCCGCCAACGUCAGACACACCUGCUUCCUCGAUUCCUGCCGCUGCGGCUGCUGACGGUGGCCUUCCUCUCUCGACCCAUGGCAUCUACCACGCGACGUCGUUCCCCUCCUCUUCGCUUCCAUCAUACGAUUCUUGUUCCUCUCGUUCUCACGCCGGCAGUCCUGGCCUCUGGGACUCGUCCAGCCCCAGCAGCUGGGCACCUGCACCCUUCCUGCCGCUCGCCGGCCGCAGGACGUUCGGUGCCGACAUCGCGGGAGGAUCCGAAGGAGGCGAGGAGAGGAUGCAGCGCAUGAAGACACACCGCGGUUGCUCAGGCCUGGGUGAGGCGACUGAAGCCUCGGAUCUCCACUCCCUCUGGGACUGUCCCCGCCCCUGUUCCCUUCAAGAGCGAGAGAGGAGACGCCUCCAGUCUUCUCCUUUCGAGAAUUCGAAAAGCUGGCAAACUCGCCCGCGACCGCCGCUUCGCCAGGAACGCACCCACGCAGCUGGGAUGCACCUGUCCUCCGACUUCUCGGGGGGGUCGGUGUCUCCUUUGUUCGCUGCUUCGGUGGCUCCAAACUCGCCUCCAGGUGCUUCAUUCACUUCCGCCUCGACCGCUGCUUCGCGCGCCUCCUCGACCGUUGCCUCCUUACUCGCGUCCCUCUCGCCGACCCUCACGCUCUUGCCGCUGCCCAUGCCGUCCUGGCAAGACAGCGCCUUCUGGGCCACUCAGGCGUUGCCGCCGUGUGACGGGGGCCCCUGUGGAGUGUGUUGCUACAGGGCGUCUUCCGCCUGGUCUCCCGGUUUCUCUGCCGGCUCGGCGGAGCGCGCGAAAGGCUCAAGAAAAGGCGAAGGAGCAGCAGGAGACCGUCCAACAGCUCGCGGGGCUUCGCGUUGCCCUUCAGCAUUUGCGCUUUCGCCGCCGUGCGGGGAUCUCAGGCACCUGAGCGAGUCAACGAAUGGCCUUCGGCGUUUCCCAAUCUGUUCAGGGCGAGAGAGGCUCUGCGAGUACAGAGACUUGGAAGGAAGCCCCGAGGUCGUCAUGGGUGGACCAAGUGGACUGUGUGAGAAAGACAGCCGACAGUUCAGGCCUUCCCUUCGUUCCGGUGCGAAGCGGCUCUCAGCUCGCGACUCUCCGAUGGUAUUUGUGGCUGUUUCCUACUUCUCCAGUCCGUCUCCACCUUCGGGCCGAGUGAUCUCCGAUCGCAGGAAGCAUUUUCAGUUCUCUUCCGACUCUUCCUCUUCUUCUCUUGGAAGCGCUGCGCGUCGUCCAUCUGCCCAGCCAGCAUCAGACGCUCCAGUGUCCUCAUCCUCGUUCCAGACACUUCGCAGCGCGCCGUCUGCUUCUUCUUCAUCGUCUUCUCCAGGUCUUCUUCGACCAGCGCAGACACCGAGAGACAAGGAAAGCGAAGGUCGUGGAGACGAGGGGGCUGAACGUAACGCGCCCGAGAAGCGCCUUUUGUCUCGAGAACAGAGACCGGUGGAGCGAGGGUGCAGAGAGGGAGGAGGAAACCAGGUGCUAGGGGAGGCUGACGGUUGCUGUGUGUCGCCUGCGGGACGAGGCAAGAGGCGCGGAAGAGGUGAAGAUCUGCAGAGGGAGUUUCCCUUGCUUCGCACAGAGGAGCAGACUUUUCCGGUGCUAUCGCGACCCCACACUGCCCCCGUCUUGCGUGUGAAUGUGAAGCUCCAAGCCACAGUCGGGCACCUGUCGGUUCCGGUCCUCACUGAACUGCUUGAGGCCUACGAAGCCUACGGAGGUGGGUGGGCCUCUUCUUCACUUCAGCCAAAUGUUCGUGAGAGAAAACUCGCUUCUUCGCUUCCUGUUUCACCUCACCCCAUGCCAAGACAACCGUCCUCUCCUGCCGCCGCCGUAUACUUCCAGACUCCUCAUCCUUCUCCUCCCCUGCUCCCUCCAAUCCGGCCUCUCUCUGCUGCGGCGUCUUCAUGUGCACCAUCUCCCUCAUCGUUUUGUCGGCCUAUUGCUUCAACGCGAUGCUCUCCAUCGCUUCGCGGGCCCUCUUGUUCGCCCUCUGAGAUCCACAUCUCCGCCGCUGCCCCCCCGCCUCUUCUACUCCAUUUCCAGCUUUCGGCUCCGUGUCUUCGCAUUCAGUUCGACGUCGGCGCCGAGUCGCUGGGCCUCGAGUCUGCCCCAUGUUCGCUACGCCCAGAAGCUCGAGAGGAAGACUUCUCUCGGUCUGUCGACACUCGUUCGCCGUCUAACUCGGCUUCGGAGAAAGGAAAGGACCGACCUCACGUCGAGCUGCCAUCGCCUGUUCUGCUGUGGGACAUGGCGGCUCUGCAAGUUCAAGUCGGACCGGACUUCUUCACCUUCCUGCGGAGGCGCUCGCAGUCCCUCCCCUUCUUUUCCUCUUCUCAUCUUUCGUGGUCACCUGAUGAGGCUGCGGCAAGAAGAGAGGUUGAAUUUUUCCAUCGAUGGCGGGAGAGAGAGCGAGUCGAAGAAGCAGCGUAUCGGACGCAAACGGCUUCUGCACUCCAUUCAGGUUCGCCGCAAUGCGGUCGGGAUCCUCCUCCGUGUCUGUCUGAGCCUCAAAUGGCUUCGCUCUCGUCGGCGACCUCUCCAGAGGUGGCGCUCCUCGAUAUUCGCCAACUCACGAGACUUUAUUUCGUUUUUCCUGAGAGGACAGCGGCCCCGGAGUCAACGGUGAGGCGUGGAGACGGAGGCCAAAACGCUUUCUAUCGGCAUCGCAUGCAGUCUGCUGCUGUGUCGCCGCUUUCGUUUUCGCCUCGCCAGCCGAAACGUGGAUUUGAGUGGCGGACGCAGCUGCUCUUGUCGACGUGUGCCUCUGCACCUUCUUCCAACUCGCCAUUUUCGCCUGUCACAACAGUUCCUUUUUUCUCGUCUUCCCCUCGUGUCUUUCCUCAAGGGAGGGGAACGAACGUAUGUGCAGGAUGGAGUGGCAGACGACAGAGGACCGGAGAGGGAUCACAUGCAGUCGAGGAAAGGACUGUCUCUCGCUCAGAUCGAAGGAAGACACUCGGGCGUUUCUCCCCACCUCCCUCACGCGAAGCCCCACAGGCCUCCGCCUUGUCGGAGCGCUCUGGUCGGCUCCAGAGGGCAAGCCAGCGCAGGCGCGCCUCAGAAGCAUCGCCAGAAAGGCCUCACGAAACUCGUCAGAGAGCAGACAGAGCCUCGACGUCAGGGGGAGACUUCGAGACACAACCGCAAGAGGACGAGAGAGAGCAAGACACACAGCCGGGUCUUUUCCUCGUGGACCGCCUGCUCUGGGGGCCGCCUUCGCGAGUCGUUGUGAGACUCGCGCGUCGCGUUGUGCUCAAGCGAGGAGACCGAGACGAAUCCGAAGUUGAGGAAGGACAGGACCUCGCGGACAGACGUGAUCUCGAAGAGCGAGAAAGGGGAGAAAGGACAGACGCAGCGAAUUCGCGAUCUGCACAGGCGUCCUCCGCGUGUGUCCUGAGAGGGGUGGAGUGUAAGCAUGGAGAAGAAGAGAGCGGAGAGGAGAGCUUGAAAGAAGGAAGGGGAAAUGCGAUGCGUUUUGAGCAAGAAACAGCCUUGUCAGACAUCGCUACAUCGUGGUCCCGAUCACGCGUUCCCGGUUUCUGGCCAGAAACAGAUGUCGGCUGUGGCUUUCUCUCUGAGCAAAACAGUGCGCCUGGAUCUCGACAUCUACCCCUGCCUCCUCUGCCUCCUCUGCCUCCGCUUCCUUCUUUACCUCGUCUUUCUCCUUCUCUUCAUCUUCUCGCGAAGCGGCUGCCUCCCCCGCACACAGUGCGUCCUUCCUGCCACCCAGUGCGACUGGUUUCUCGAGACGAGAGAGUGCCGCAGUCGCGUUCAAUCGAGGGCCAGGCGGACGAGCAGGCGCGCGUCGAUCUGCCGCGUCCGUCUCCCGAGUCGAAGCGAGAGGAACGGGACCAGCCUCAGGUUGCUUCAACUCUGCUGCCAGCUCCCGGCGCCUUCUGUGCUUGUUCUGUUCAAGUAUCGCCCGUUUGGGGUCCUGCUCCCGCGAAGGCGCUAGACUCGGCUACGCCGGCGUUGCCGACCUGCAGGCCUCGGUCGAUCCUGCCUCGAGAAGCCUUGCCUCCCUACGGAGACAUCCGGGGCAGCGAGGACCUUGGCGGCGGCUGCUUCUCUCACGUUUCUGAGGAAGGCGGUGGCGACUCUGAAGACGAGUGGCGAUCCAUGCGCCCGCCCCCAGAGAGAAGGGUGACUCGUGAGUCAGCGGACUGCUCUACGGGGAAGGCCUCUUUCGGACCGGACCUAGAGAGCUACCCCCACAGAACGAAGACGUGUCUCCGCAGAGACAAAACGAAGAGACAGUGCGUCUCCGGGGGGCGCCGCGCGGACGAAUGGGCCGUACUUUCUUGCGAUCGCCUGAGUUCUUGUUCCUUCUUUCGCCAGGUGCAGCCCAGGCGCGUGCUCGAGUCGCAGAGACAGGCCUCCUCUUUUAUGCGGGCGCCGAGCCGCGGCGGAGACGCUCAGGGCGCGUCGACCGCGUCCCGAGAGGGGCGACGAGACCCCACACACAGAGACGCUUGGCGAGAAGAAGAGACAAUCGAUGAGGGAAGCCAGAUGCCUACAGAGGGCGACCGAGACAGUGCGACCGAGGACCGUCGCUGGUCGGGAGGAACGCCGAUGCGUCCGGCCCGGCCGGCGCUCGACAGUUGUGCGCAUUUGAGGGCCGCGAGGAGAGGAGAAGACUUGGAGGAUGAGAAAGUCUCGGGGGACGUCGACACAGGACGAGUGGUGGAGGACGCCGUGGAAGUCGGAGUGUCUCUUCCGCUUCUCCAUGUCACCGUGGACGUUGCGAGCCUUCUUCUUCUUCAGCUUUCAGCAGGCCUCGAGCGCCAGCGCAAAGCCUGGCAAUGCCGCAGGGGUCCCAGGGAGAAGUCUUCAGGUCCGAGAGUUGAUGGAAUCGGAGGAGAGAGAAGACGCGAAACAGAAGAAAGAAAGGAAGGGGGAACAGAGGAAGAAGCACUUGGAAAGACCCGUGACAGCUCAGAGAAGCAAGAAGAAGGCGCGGGGGAAGAGACGCGGUCGAGAGGCAGAACCCUUUCGAGCGAUGGAGGCCUUGGAGGCACUGGCGUCUGCGGGAAGUCAAAGUGCGACAGAGAUGAAUCAGAAGAGAAACUGAAGAGACGCCAAGAAACUCGAGAACAGGCGAGGGCGUCCAUGUCAGCUGAAGCACCUGAAGAACGCAGUGCUGCAGGUGGACUUCGGCCUUACACACUCGAAACGGAGAGCGAAUCUGUCCUGUGGAAGAGCAGCCCUCAAGAGAUGUCAACCGCUUCACCGUCCUCUCUCUUGGCUCUUUCACGUCCUCGAGGGCAAACGCGAAGGGUGUUGAUGAUUCGUUUUCAUUGCUUUGUCGACGCGGCUGCCAUCGAGUGUGGAAUGAACAGUUCCUCAGCUCGUGUGCUUCUUCAAAGUCCUCUGGUGCCCGCUCGAGUUGCGCCUGGCCCCGCCCCCGCAGCUGCUUGCUCGUCUCCAGCUUCUUCUCGCCGCUUCAGACGGGCAAGUUCGUUGGACCGUACGCACGACAGGCGCCGAGCGGCAAGAGGAGAGCAGACCAAGGAGGCGGAAACAGAGAGCGUGGAGACAGGGGAGAAGCCCACGGCCAAGGAGGAGAAGCACACAAAAAGGGAAGAGGAUAAAGAGUUUGACAGCACGAAGCGGUUGCUAGAGGGCCUCUCGUCGGGAGUCUUUCGGGAAGCGACGGUUUUACAAGGACGGAUGGCAUGCUUCGUUCCUUUCUUCCGUUUGGAGCUUGGGCGGCUGCAGGUGAAUCUGGGACUUGGCAAGACUGCGGCGCGAGCGGACUCGAAAACACCAGCGGGGCUCCUCGAAUUGGAGACAGGCGACAGAGUCGCGGACUCGAAAUGCAGAGCUAAGACUCACGCCUUGAAGGAAACUGCUCAGAGGUUCCUUUUCGUUCUUCCCUCACCAAGUGAUCCUCUCGUUCACAACCAGGCAGGCUCUUGUCUUCAGCAUCAAACGCUUCCAACGUUGAUGCUUGUCGAUGCGGCCGUAGGAAGCGUCGCGCUCUUCGGGAAGGGUGGAGUGCCGUUCAUCUACACGUGGAGAGCUGCCAUCUACCGCGCAGCGGGAGGCUCGUCCGCCUCCUCUUCCUUCCCUACCAGUACUUCUUCGUCGUCGUCUUCGUCGUCUUCCUCUUCGUUCUCUUCUUCUUCUCUUCUGUCCAUGGCGACUCCCGCUGGGCCGUGGAGCGGCGCGUGGUGUAAGCCGAGGGGGUCGAGCUGCGGAAGGGAGGGAGAGCUGAAGAGAGAGCAAGGAGAAGAGAGGCCUGAGGAGCGAGACGAAGCGACGAGAGAGAAGCCUGUGGCGGCAGAGGAGACAAACAAAGCCGAGAGUGUGGAGGACUAUUUCGUGGUGUACAAUCGAACCGACCCGCGGGCGUUGACCCCAGAGAAAGCCAGUUUUCUGACGCCAUUCCAGAGGUCGUUUGCCUCUCUGGCAGCAGCGACUCGACAGAGUGUUCUUCCUCCGAAGCGGCCAGAGGCCCUGCGAGCGUCGCGCAGCUUCCCUUCUUCGGUGUCUCCGUUUGUCGCCACGGAGGAGGCGGGUGGCGGAGGCGAAGCAAAGAAUAUCGCCAAGGCGAUGUGCGAUAACGACAGGAGAGAGGCUGGCGACAGAGAGGAAGAGGUGGAGACAGAACGCGAAGUUGGUCUCGCGAGACAGGCGCCUUUCGUGGAGCAGAUGGCGCCAUGCUGUUCCAUUGCCUUCUCGGUUCAAGCGGAGAUCUGUCGCAAAAGCUACACGUUGCUUUCUCGAGUUUCCCCUCCCGUCGAGGACGACGUUCGCAGGCUGGACGCGAACGACGGAAGGGCGGAGGAGGAACAGGGAGGUGAUCAGGGAGAGGCAGAAAGAAAACGAAGGGAUCGGGGAAGCGCAGGCGGUCGGGGAGAUCAGUCGACGACGCGUCUGUUCGAGAGCGGGGCUCAGAGGAAACGAAUCAGCUGUUCUUCCUCUCUUAUUGUGGAAGAUUUCCACCGCUCGGGACUGCAUGCGAUAUCCGGAAAAGCCGCCGAAACAAUAGCGACACUACGCUCGACAGAUCUUGCACUCGGGUGGCUUGUCGCUGUGGUCGAUGUCCGUACGCUGGAAACUGUCAAUUUUCUUCUUGCAGCGGCGCUUCUGCUUUCCAGGGUGCGCAACCGGCAACGCCUUGCCUUGGCUUCUUUCUCGGGGGUCUCCAAACCAAGUCUCGCCUCUUCCUCCUCUCCAGCUGCGUCUCCUUUGUCGCCCUUUGGAAAUUCACCGGGGAGUGACAAGCGUCUGACCCCCGCAGAGAAAACACGGUGGGCAUCUCCCGUCGACAGAGAGGAAAAGAGCUCAGAAACUGUUCCCGCCUUCCUUGGAGAAAAGUUGAAAGAAGAACGACUUUCAGCCGCGGAACUCGAGCCUCCUCCACUUUCUGCCUCUUCAACAUCUUCCCGUUUUGUCUUUCGGUGGACAGUGCCGCACCAGCCGCGAGCGACUCAGCUGUCUCUGCAGCUGACGCGGUCGCUUCUCGUUCUCCCGCGCCCGCUCGGGUGGUCGGCGUUCUGGCGCGCUCAACAGGGCGCCGGCUCGUUUCUCUCUGCAUUUCUGCCCUGCGAGGAGGCCUCCGGAGCGGCGCGAUAUUCCCAACAGAAGGCGAACGACUGCAGGCCGCGUUCGGCGCUACAGUCGCCGUCCAGAAAGCGGGAAGCGACGUCAGACGAACGCGAAGACCCCGACGAGGAGGACCUGCCUGAGAGCGUCGCCUGGUUUGCUGUGCUUGAACUCAACAGCCUUUCGGCGACGCUUCUCAGCACGCAUGCGCCAACCUCAGAAAUAGACGAAGAAGGGAACGACGAAGAAGAGAAGGAAGAAGAAAGAAGAGGAACCGGAAGACAGGAGGCAUCUGGAGGCUCCCAGCGUGAAGAGGAAACCGAGGGUUCUGAGGUCGGCUGGACGGUCCCGAGGAUACCUUUGAUUGUCGAUAUCCAUAGGAAACAGAAGGCCUUCGUUUCGAGUGCGGAGACAGCUUCUACGUCGCGUACGUCUCCGGGAUUCGCCUCGUCUCCGUCGGCCUCGCCGUUCUCACUGCAUUCGUUGUCGUUGCUCGCCUGGCGCGUCCAGGAGGUCAAUCUGCACAUCAUCAACGACUCUAACCAAGCGGCGAUCGGGUGUGCUGGCGCCUCGCCUUUUUCUUCGUGUCAAAGCCGCCAGAGGCAGAACGAAGUGAUAUCUAAACUUCUCAGUUCCAUUCCUUCGCCUUCUUCCCUCCUUCCCCCGCGUGUAUUUCUUCCCCAGAUCCACCUGGAGACUCGGGAGCCCGUUUCUGUGUGUGCAAGAGAAACCGAAGAGAGUUCAAAACGACACCAAGGACCACAACAUCGCCGCGUGUCGUCUGACGCGUCCUCUUCCUCUUGUUUCUCCUCCAGUUCUUCCUGUUGUUCUUCGUCUUGUUCUGCCUCGCGAUCUCCUUACUUCUCUUCUCGUUUUGCGCCCGCGCCCCCGUCCCCGCGUGACUCACGAGGGGAAGGCGAAAGCCAGGGGUUUCCGUCCCUGGAGACCGAGGCUGCAUGCGUGUUCCAGACUCGGUCACCUCUCGUCGUUCGAUCCUCAGAAAUCUCAUCGAUUUUUCAAGCCUGCGGGCUUGUCUGUGUCGCGCGCUUGAGCGACGUCGAAGGCAGCUGCACCUCUUCGCCGUUGCUCGAAGCGAGGUCGACGAAGGAGGGCGUACAGGUGUGUCAACUGUCGAGAGAAGACCCGGAAGACCAAGCCGCACAUGGUUUCUCGACGAGCAGGGACAUUCGAGAAGCCGAGCGAGUCCGGAUGCUCGGCAUCUUCACAAAAAUCGGGUCUUGCCGUCUCACCUUCGCUCCCGAUAGUCUUCGAUGCAUGCUUCUUAUCCCCGUGGACCUCCUGCUGCUUCACAGCGCUGUCAAACGGAUAAAGGGAGAAAUCCGCGCUCUCCUAGGCCGACGGCACUUGAGUCCACCCUCUUUGGAGUCCUCCUGCUUAUGGACAACGGCAGCGAAGCGAUGCUGUUGCUCGUCUUCUCCCUCGUUGGCUUCGGAGACUUCGCAGUUCGUGGCUGAACGGGAGGUGGCGGCGUUGCUUUCGAAAGGGGCGAAGGAGUCGCGGUCUGCAUUUGACCUCGCAGCGGUGCUCUACACCUUCCCUCUCCUUCUUCAUUUGCUUUGUUCAGAGACGACGGAGACGCGUGAAACGCUGAGAGAAACCUUCCAGUCUUCGACAGGAGCGCCGAGGGAAGACACUCAAGAGGAGGGCCAGGAGACCGACGCAGUCGCGGCUCGCGGGCGAGACGGAGAACGUUCCGUUCCGUUGAAAGGCCAAGGCGAACCAGAGAGGGAAGGCGCGUCAUUUGCAGGGUCUCGGAACAUGUUCCAUGUUCUAGAACACGGCGAAGAUGACGGAAAAGUCAGUCCCAUAACUCUCUCUGCAGGUGCUCUGGUGGAACCGAGUUCCGCUUUCUUGUCGUUUGCCGGUCCACGGCUCGAGAGGAGAGAAAGACUGGGCACACGAGAGACAGGCUCGCUUUGGAUGACCCGCGACGAAGAACAGUUCCGGGAGAGAAACUCAAGAGCGAUUUCGAAAGAAACGGAGACGCGCCGCCUGCCCGAGACAGGCAGCCUCUUGACAGACGUUCAGAUGGACGCCUUUUCAGCAACCCCUCUUUCCCCGCUUCCACGUUCUUCGCCUUUCGUCGUUCCUUCGUCUUCACGCAAUGUGAUACUUUCGGACGCCUCGCCAGUUUUCAGCUUUCAACAACACGGUGCAGAUUCGAUAUCAUCUCGACCCUCUUGGUCGCAUCCUGAGUCUUCCCUCUUAGAACAGCCUUGGGAGGAGAGCAGACCUCUACAACGUGAGGACGGCUUCCACUUCGUCGAUGCGUCUUCGUCUUCGUCGUCGUUCGCUGCUUCUCCAUCGCUGCGUUUCUCACCUUAUCCAGAGGCAGCGCUUCCCGCAUUUCAAGAACUCAGUGAAGAGAAGUGGAGAGAAGCGCGAAGAUGCGAGGCAGUCGGCACUGGCCAGCAGGCGAUGAAAGUCCGAGACAAAGGGCAAGGAGAAAUCGUAGAAGAUUACAUUGCAUGCCCUGCGGCGCCUCGAGAGGAAGGCGAGAAGCGGGCAGCCGAGCCAGCAUCUGGAGAGAGGCAAGAGCGUCGCGAAGAGGAAGGAGAGAAGAAAUGUGAGAGCGCGAAUCCAACAUUGACAGGAGUGGACGAGCCGGGGCCGCACUCGAGGAUAGAAAUCGAACGAAUAAGGAGUGGCGGCGAGCGUCUGACAGCGGCCAACGAACGUUCGAAAGAGGGAGAGGAGAGAGAUGUCCACGGUGAAUCUUCGCAAGACGACAAAGGCGAGAGAGCGAGGCUCUCGUUCUUCGCCUCGGUAGGUCGGACGGCAGCAGGGGAGUGCCUCGACGACCAGCUGUCGUUCCCGGGGACUGCAGAAAUUCGUGACUCUGAGGAGAAAGAAGAAGCUGCUCGCGAUGAGAUGCUUGCUACAUUUUUCAGACCGUCUCCUUCCGAGAAGCAUGGCUCCGACUCGUCUCAACAGAUCGCGUUUCCUUCUCACUAUAACGCACCCGCUGUGUCUCUUCCACAAACACCAGAGCCUCGCGCCAGCGAAGGAACGGCCCUCUGGGCACCCGGCCAACGUGAAAGCGUCACCUUCGCUCCCCAUUUUUCUCUCCAUCCUUCUCCCUCUUCGUCUCUUCCGUUUCAGUCGGACCCCUCACAAAGAGUCACCGAAACCAUCUGCGCUCGCGUGAGAGGCCUUGCUGUCUCCGCCGGGCCGCCCGCAGGCGCUACGGUGAUCGAAUCCACAGGUCGCAUGCGCCCAGCAGAACUGGAAAGCGAACCUCGGACCAGACAGAUCUCGCUUCCGCGCUCCAAGGAGCCUCGGCCUCGUCUCUCUUCUGUGGACGCGGCCUUCGCCUCCUCCCUCUUUUUCUCCAUCCCCGGGGGCUUCGCCUCUCAGGCCUCUGGACGGCCGUGGGCCGCACUGCUGGACCGACAGGGAGACAGACGGAAUGGACUUCUCGAACGAAAAGAAGAGACAGUCUCUGAGUGGAGCACGAGGCCCUCGAGAGGAGGAGACUGGCGAAGCGAGCGCGAGGCAGCAGAGGAAGGCUGGAGACGCGCAUGCGAAGUUUACAUCGGGCGAAUGGAAAUCAACGUAUCUCGCGGGGCGGAUUUCGUCCUUGCUCCAGCUUCCGGGAAGAGAGACGUCUGUCAAAACUCGCCUUCGGCCGCUCGCCUUCGGAGGCGCCGUGAGACAGCGAGAGCCGCAAGGCGUGGAGACGGCGAGAGCGAAGGAGAAAGACGAGCUCGAGAGAGGCAAAGGCCGGAAACGAGAAGACAUGCUCAAGUUGAGGACAGGAGCAGGCCGAGGCGCGGACGGAGUGGUUUGAAAAGUUUCGUCUGCGAGUCUCGUGAAGGCAGAGUGGAGAGAGAGGACCUCGAAGACUGCAACCGAGCAGAACACGCACAGCUGAACACACCGGGAAAGUGGAAAGAAGAAGUUGCAGAAAUCGUCCUCGAGGCUACAAACGUUGUGUACGGGCAGCGAGCCGACAAACGCGAGAGCGCGAAGCAGAGACAACAGGCCUCAGGGAGAGCCUCUCACAGAGGCCGGGGCAUCCGGCAAGAGCAGAGACGGGUGACGGAAGGGCCGUGCGACAGAGCGAGCGACGAACAAAGCGCGGACAAAGGAUACACACCUCCGAAGAAUCUAAAGGUUUUCUCGAAUUCAGACUCCUCGUCCACUACAGCAUUGGCCUCCUCUUCACCGUCCUCUUGUUCCGUUCCGUCUUCCAGGCGCGCUGGGCCUUUUCCUCGGUUCGACACAGCUGCGGGCGUUGAAAGCGAGACUUCUCAUCGCAUGCGCUUGGCAUCUGUGGAGACCGGCGUGUGUCGGCGGCGACUCGAGGUCCGCGUCCACAACUUCGCGGUGAAAGAUUUGGUCGCGUCUUCUCUCUUUUCGUUCUUUGUUCGCUACUUCGAUGACGAGAAGAACCGGCCUCGUCUACAGUCUGUUCCCAUGCUCGCGCUGUCCAUUCAGGAACACUGUCUGCUCGCCGAGACACUCCAGGCAACCGACUGCGGCCGUCUGGACCAAGCCCCGCGAGAGACGCAGGCGAAGGCGGCGAGAAAACGACUUCACAUGAAGGAAGGUAGGGGAGAGCGAGAGAAGUCAGGAGUCAGGGCGCAUUCAGUAGAACGGAAGGAAAGAGUAGAGGCGAGAGAGCGAGAGGAGAUACGAGACAGGGAAGAGAGAGAAAAGGCAAGAAACCAAGAAGAGAGGGAAGGAAGAAAUGCAGAGGAGGAACCGGGACUUGAAGGGAGAACUGAUCGACUCGUGUGUCGCUCAGUGCGCCCUUUGACAGUGGAGACUGCCGCGCAGAGCGAAACGGGAAGACUGCAAAACUUCACAGUAGAAGAGAUGUAUGGCUACGAGAGUGGAGCCUCCGACAAAGGCGAGACAGCGGAUGCAAGGCGAUCUCAUGUGGCGUCGAACAGCCGACAUGGCGAGCGGCAACAGAUCCAAUUCGAGCGUGGAGAGGCAAACCAAGGUGAGGGUAAAAGAGCCUGUUUCGACGAGAAAGGAAAUGGCGAACCAGGUCCGAGGGCUGUCUUCUCGGCGGAACCGACGGGGACGCGCGCGUGCUCGCCGCUUGAGUACACCGUCGAGAUUCGCCUGCUGCCUCUUUCGCUGACUCUCCAGCAGGAGUCCUUGGAUGCAUUUGAGGAAGUGAAUCGCCAGCUGCGAAUGGCGGGAGUUGUGGAGUGUUCUCAUGCUCUGCUCGUCGACAGCGAGGAGGCGGAAGAAGGGGAAAGUCUGUCAGACUCAGAUUCAAGCGACUCGGAGGAAGACGCGAGCGGCCCUUUUGCCGACAGACGUUUCUUCCGGGAACGAGGCGAUCUCUGCAGGCUUGGAAAAACACAGAGAGACGCGCGACACUCCCAUCGAAGCACUGAGGAAGGCACCUCGAGCGCGUGGCUAGCCUUCUCCUCUCCUGAGGGGGAGUCUCCCAGGCCGAGGAGAAGAAGAGAACGGGGGAACGAGGCUCCUCAAAGAGGAAGCGCGCGUCGGUUUGGGAAGUCGACAGAUCGGGACGUCGGGCGCGAGGCAAGAGAAGAGUGGAACGGAAAAGACAACACACUCAACGCGUCUUCAGGUGCUAGGAGGAGAGAAGGGCAGGAGAUCCGGAGACACAAUCGAUUUGCAGAGACGGACUCUGAGGCGUUCCCUUUCUCGACGCGGGAUAAUGACUGGGUGUCUUCGACCGCCCGUGUCAUGGGGUGUACGUACACCGAGAGCGGGAGCCACCGGAGUAUCAGCAGAAACCGUCUGAGUGAGAUCGCGAGUGAAUGGCGGGUGCCGGCAGUUCCCGCGUUUCCUUCGUCGCCUCCUGGAGCUUUUUUCCACGAGGCAUUCGACAGGCCGUUCUCUCGCGCGUCUUCCUCGCCUUUCCUGUGCUCUCGGGAUGAGCUUCACCCGUCGGCUGUGUCGCCCGUCUACUCCGCGUCGCCUGCGGUCCGCGCACCCGCUUUCCAGGCUGUUUCACCCUCUUUCGACUCGGCCGGCCUGCACCCCGCCUUCGUUGGCUCUGUUGAGGAAGAGAACUUCACCUCUCAGAGCCAAGGAAGCAGAAGGAGUGAGCGUGAGCCUCGCUUCGCCUCUUCCUCUUCGGCGUCGGCGUCUGCUUUCACUGGGUCCAGGCGAGAGCGAAGAGCGAACGAGUGGGGAAAGGACGGGGGGCCUCGUGGACGGCGACUGGGAUCGGAGAUGAGGAAAGAAACUGAAGAAGAAGAGAAUGGAGGGAGAGGCGAGAGAGGAAGGGAGCUAAGGGAAAAGGAAGAACGGGCUCGCGCCGGAGAACAAGAAUUAGAGUCACUCUCGUUCGGUGAAAGUCCGUUUUUCGUUCGCUCUUUUGACAUGCCUCCCCUCCUUCUUCGAAUCGACUACGUCCCCAAACGCCUCAACCCCACGGGAGUCUGCAGCGGACAACUCAACGAAGUUGUCAAUUUCCUCGUCUCCUUUUGUCGAGUGGAAGGCGUGGAAGUCACUCUGACGCGCAAGGCCUUCCGGAGCGUGACGAGCUGUGAGGCUUUGGUUCAGCAGCUGCUCGCGUCCUGGGCAGAGGACUUCAAUCGAGCCUUGGUUUUAAAGUGCAUGCGCGGCGUCACGCCCUUUAGACACGUCCUUCGUCUGGGCCGGCAGAUGAAGGCUGCCGCGCAAAAACUUUUACGUCUUUCCGUGCACAACUGGCGAACGCGAGAGUUGACAGCGAAGCCCCUUUUCUACUCCAACUAUGCGCAGUACAGACACUUCAUUCGCAACAGCCUUCUAAGAGCAGCUGGCCACGACGUUCCCCACUUCUCGUGGGUUGCUUUGAAACAAGCAGCCGCCGUCAUCGUUGCCGCAAGCGUUGAAGGAAUCACGUGGUCUGAGAGAGCUAUGCGGAGCGCCCAUUACAUCUUGCAACUUCUCGAUCGCCGAUGCACACCAGGUGUGUGUCCAGCGUACCCCUCGUCGACGCUUCGACUUGUUCCUGCGAGAGGCCGCGAGCCAGAAGAUCCAGAAGACGACGGCUUGGAAUGUCGAGUUCUCGCGUUGCCUUCUACUCGCGAAAGACGGAGGGACUUCCGUCCAAGAGAUCUGCAGCCAAGAGACUUCCACGAGUUGCAUGGAAGGCCAGCCUCGCGUCAGCACAGAGACGCCUUAGGCAUCUCCACUUCUCGCCAUUUUACUGACAUCCUGGAGGAAGCGAGUGGUUUCGGAAGCUCGGCGACGGGUAUCGAUGGUGAGCGCGGCAACGACUGGGCCGUCGUUAGGUUGGGUGCAGAAGGUAGCUACGAGCCACACUCAAUUGCCCACGGUCUCUCCGAUGGUUUCUGUUGCGUGCGAAGAGGCCUCGUGUCUGCUCGGCAAGUCGCAGAGCGGCUGUGCCCGCCUCCAUCCUUUGUUUUUUCUUCGUUAGCUGCAUUUCGCGGAGAAGACGGUCCAGAGAGACCGCGAGGCAUGCAGCCCGAAGGUCGAGGAGUCAUGUCAGCUGUCGUGGUGGGGACGGAGUGCGUUCAAGUGCUCGCUCGACUCCUCCCCAUUUUCAUUUUGAGACCCAUGCUCGGAUUCACGGAGGGCAUUACCCGGACACUGCAAGGCACACGCAAUCAGUUGGUUCCUCGUCUGCGAGAGGAGCGCUUGGCCAAGCUUCGCGAGCCGUCUUGCCGCGUUCAGCGUUUCACUGAAGACGAAGAGGAAGGCCCUACCCCUCUGUAAAUUUAGGGAAGAACGGGACGACAAGGUUAACACAAGCAGAGAAAACGCUGCACGGAGAGCGAACUCGACUUACUCGACUCUCCAAAGAAUACGCAGCAGCAGCAGAGAGAAGGUCGUGUAACAACAGCUCGACCCCUGUGUAAAACUAGUCAAAUGGAAGAUACAGACGAGACUGCAGGAAUUUCGGAGACAACUUGAAACAUAAUACAGCAUAUCUAUUGGGGUGUUUGACAACGCGUCCCCUGUCGACGUCGUUCACUUGCCUCCACGAGGGCAAUCG